AUUUGGCAUAUGGUUUUUCAUAUCACAUCGCCCCAUACACGUUCUCCUUUAAUUUCUAGCUACUCUAUUUAUUUGAAGCCUAUAUAUAUAUAUAUAUAUUUAUUUAUUUUUCCUACAUGAAUCAUCUGCAAGAAAUAAAAUUAUGGCUAGUGAUAUGCAAAAAUCAAUUGAAGAAGAACGUGAAGGAGCAGAAAUUGCGUAUGGAGCUGAAGAAUGCUACCGCCGUAUUGUAAAGCUAUUGCAAGACUUGGGAUUUCCCAAAGGGGUGCUUCCACUUAAAGACCUUGAAGAAUUUGGCUAUGUUUGCAAAACUGGAUUCGCAUGGAUGAAACAAAAGGCGCCCUACGAGCAUUAUUUUACUACGACGAAAAUGCUUGUGAGCUAUGGAACUGAGGUCACUGCGUACGUGGAGAAAGGUAGGAUGAAAAAAAUAACCGGUGUUAAGGGUAAAGAACUGAUAUUUUGGGUGCCAGCUGUUGAGAUGAGCAUUCAAGAUCCUGAUAGAAAGAAGAUUUAUUUCAAGGCUCCUGUGGGAAUUGGGAAGUCUUAUCCCGUUACUGCUUUUAUGACUGAUGAGGAAAAGGAGAAAGCCAAUGAGUAGCAUACCAUCCACCUCCUUAUUGAAGGAUUACUUUAAUAUUCGUCUAUUCAACUGCUUAAAUUAAAAAGUGUAGAUGGAUCUAUAAUAUAUGUAUUUCUUCCGUUCAUUUUUACUUGUUCAAUAAAUUAAAAAUAAAUUUUAGCAUAUCAAGUGGAAAAAAAAAUUAUCUUUAAUAUUAAUUGCUCAUUCCCUAAUCAUUUCUAUGUAUGAUAUGUGUA
Molecule: messenger RNA, 819 nt
Organism: Lycium barbarum (goji berry)
Lineage: Eukaryota; Viridiplantae; Streptophyta; Magnoliopsida; Solanales; Solanaceae
Exons: 2
Coding region: 143-601 (152 amino acids)
Source: RefSeq, a predicted model, not a curated record